AUGGAAGUAACACAAUUUCAAGCAGUGCAGUAUUGCUUUCAGGCUGACAACUCAUCUUGUAUUAAAGAAGUGCGAUCUACAGUCACCUAUGUGGUGAUGUAUAUUUCUGCAGCAGCAGUCCUGAUACUGACAGUGUGUGGAAACUUGAUGGUGAUCAUUUCUAUUUCUCACUUCAAACAGCUCCACACACCAACUAACCUCCUCCUGCUCUCUCUGGCUGUGGCAGACUUUCUAACUGGACUGACUGUGUUGCCCUUUUGCUUAUUUUUUUUAAUAGAGACCUGUUGGUAUUUUGAUAAAAUUAACUGCAUAUUUUACAACACAAUUGGUUACAUCAUAUUUUCUGUUUCAGUUUAUAAUGUCGCUUGUAUAGCUAUAGACCGGUAUUUGGCUGUGUGUGACCCUUUACUUUAUUCCACCAAAGUAACAGUAAAAAUGACAAGAUUGUUUAUAGUGUUUGUGUGGCUGUUUGCAGUCCUAUACAAUUUGGCACUAAUUUAUUUUAAUGGAAAUAUUAGCAGUACAGGAAAAACAAAUAUAUGUCUUGGAGAAUGUAAGUUUGGGAUCAGUGAAGCCUGGGGUAUAGCUGAUUUAAUUACUGUAUUUAUUCUGCCAUGCUCUGUGAUAUUAUUAUUAUAUGGAAAAAUCUUUGUUGUGGCUAGAAGGCAUGCUAAAAUUACUGGCCUCCCCGCACCUGUUUCCCAACGGCCUCUGGAGUCCCCGGGGUCCAGCACCUGGCACUCCCGGGCGAUGUGCCCCCUCUCCCCACAGCAGUGGCAGAUGACCAGCCGUUGUCACUCCCCCAGUAGUGCCUCGCUGGCUGUCUCCUCCUCCCCAUCUUUCCGGUGCGGCCAGCAUCACGUGGGGCUGCACCUCAGUCGGCGCCAGAGCCCAGAGGAACGCCCGGAGCGCUAUCUCCCGGUGGGCCUCCUCUGGGAGAGUAGGGAAACCCUGGCGGGCUAA
Molecule: messenger RNA, 963 nt
Organism: Lepisosteus oculatus (spotted gar)
Lineage: Eukaryota; Metazoa; Chordata; Actinopteri; Semionotiformes; Lepisosteidae
Source: RefSeq, a predicted model, not a curated record